CGAACUAGCUACGCUGGCACAACCAGUCUUCAUACUUGCCGGUUCUCCGUUCGCGCAAGCGCCAUGGCUGGUAUGGCUCAUUUCCCCACGGCCAGCGAAGCUUUCCAAGUUGUCGCCAAAGCUGCGCAGGCUGGAAGCAUCAAGGACUAUGAAGUCUUCGUGGAGUACGCUGAUGGGCCCGAUCGGUCCCAGCCAAAUGCCCAGCGAAAGCUGUCAUCCUUGCGGCAGGAGAAGGUGGAGAAGUCCAAGCGCGGCUAUCAGCCGCAAAGCGGCUAUCAGCCCUCUUUCCGCCCGCCCUGUGGAUGGCAGAGGAUCUGGCGGAUUUCGCACCAGCAAGACGUCCUGUGGGAUCGCUCGGCAAAGCUGUGCCUCCUCCCCUUGUCACGGAGCCCCUCUGCCGUGAGCGCGGCGACCCGCAAUCACUUCGCAGAGCUCCCAGCGGCCAUACUGGCGAGGGUGGUCCUCAUUUGCGACCUCUCCGCGCUGAUGACCUUGGCCUCGGCCUUCCCUGCCAUCGGCCGCACCUCCCUGGAGCUCGCAGAGGCCAUGCCCGUGGCGGCGCCGCCUGCGGGCGCGGCCCACGCGCGGUGGCUGUCCUUUGCACGGGCAUCAUUGCGCUGGGCGGAGCUGCUAGGUGGGCUGCGCUCUGCAGUGGAGGCAUCCAGAGGAAGCGUUGGGCGAAGGAAGUCCUCAUCAAAUGACAGCAGUCACAACAGCCUGACCAUGGCGGGCAUGGCGGGCAUGGCAGGUGCUCCUUGCACCUCCUUUGCUCCUCCGGUGUGCACCUUUGAAGCUUCCUGUGCAUCAAUGUGCCCAAGCUCUCCACACCUUUUUGCUACAGGGCAUCAGGAUGGAAUCCGCUUGUGGGGCCACCCUGGCACUACGAAGAUGGGCUUGCUGAAGACCAAAAGCCCGGUGAUCUCAUUGGACUUGGGCAAGUCCGGAGAGAUGCUGGCAGCCAUCACCAUGAAUCAAGCACAAUCUGUGGCCAUGCUUUGGGAUUUGACCUCUGUGAAUGGAGCGUCUUCGCCUUUGUGGCAAGUUUCGGCUGCCCCACUGGACCCGCACUUCUUGUCCGAUGGGCUUCUGGUAGGCAAAGCUGCGGAAGCUGCGAGAGCGACACUGCAAGUCUUGGACUACAACUGUGGACGAGUUCUGCAGGAGUUGGAAUUCCCUGGAGUUCCCAGUGCCUCCUGCAAGUGCAUGCCUAUGCCUACCGCUUCCCCUUCCCGAAGAACGACUAUGCUUCCCAGUGUCUUUGUGGCAGCUGCUGGGAACAUCUACAAGGUAGUGGACGACGCUGUGGACCCUGUACAGCGCCGCGUCGUCCCCUUUGCCACGCUCCCGAGCGCCGUCCUCGCACUUGCCGCAGCACCGCGGUGCAGCGCCGGCGCUGCCGUCGCGGCCGUGGCAGCGGCGCGCGCGGAUGGCCUGGUGUCGGUGCUCAGCACCGACGGUGCGCUGCUGGCGGAGCUGAAGGUCUCUGAGUUGGAAUUGGAGAACCUCUCCUGGUCAGUCAGCAGGGCAGAGACCUUGACAGGACUAGGUACUUCUUCCUUGCGCCCGCUGGUUUCCUCGCUGGUGCUUCUGGAAGAGGUGCUGGUGUGUGCUGUGAACUUGGGCACAGCUGGCACCGACUCCGCAGUUCACUUCCGUUUGCCCAGCUUGCGCCCUGACGGCGUGGCAUUUGCCCAGCUGCACCCCGUUGCCACAUCCCUGGCAUCUCGCAGGGCCCUUGGAGGCAUCUCCCAGCACCCGCAGCGUGGCCACCGCGCCGGUGUUGUUGCCCGGGACGGUGAGUUUCAUGGCGGCGGACCCUGCCCUGAGGUGGGUGGCGUCCAGCUUCAUUUCCAGCGGCAAGUCGGUCGGAUGCAUUGUAUCCCGCUUGGGCGCCGGGAAGCGGCCUUCGUGACCGGCGACGCAUUGUACAGCGCGGAAAAUGGUGUUUGGAAUGUCCACUCAACGGCUCAUGGCAAAACUGCCUCACUGCUCACGGGCUAUAGCAGCGACAGCAGCGAUGGCGAUGGAUCGGCGGAGUGCGUGGUGGCCGUCGCGCCCCAUGUGGCACCGGCACUGGAGGCCUUUCGCCGGUUAGACCCGGAGGCAGAGGUGCAUGGGAGUCAUGCGCUGGGCUUGUGGGAUGAGCGCUCGGAUCUGGAUCUGCUCACCACCAAACCGCUGGUGCAGCUCCUCCAGGUGCUUCGUAGCUCCAAAGGGUGCCCUCUGGAGCUGGUGGAGUACGUGGCCUCUGCCAGAGUGCCACGCUUGCGGCUGCGAUGUGGCCAAGUCGAGCUGGAUGUGGUGGAAGGAGGUCGGGAUCCAGAAGCAUUGGCCAAGGAUCAAUUCAUCCGAAGGUGGCUGGAGGACGAGUCCGUGAAAGGCCUCGCCAUGAAGAUCAAAGACUUCACGCGGAGGAAUGAGAAGGAACUCCCUCGUGAGGAAGGCUUUCCGAAUUUCUUCCUGUUCCUCCUCACUGGGCUUUACUUCGUCCAGCGAAAGAAGGAAGCGCUCUCGAGCGAAUCGUCCACGAAGCGGUCGGCAGAGGAGCUUUUUCGAGGCUGGCUGACAUGGCUCGCAGACGCCACGCCCAAAGAGGUCGACCUGCGAGAUGGGACCGCGGCCUUGGCGGCCAUCGAACGAGCGGAAAGCGCCUUGCGGAUCGUGGAGCCCGUCUCGGGCAGGACGGUCUGUUCUCUCAGCGCGCCCAACGCGCAGCAUCUCGCUGCACUGGCCACGCUGCUCCGGGACACCUUGGGAGUCCGGAGCGGAGCGGGGAGCGACCAUGGGGAGCACCCGAACAGCUUGGAAGAGACGCGCAAGGGAUGGACCAUGGAGUCAGAUGGCAAUGAGCUCUCUCGGCGGGAACUGGAGCGCCAGUUGCAAGAGCUCCGCAGAGACAAGGUGAAGAUCGAUGACAACAUCCGGCGCAUGGAGGCGACCCAGAAGCGCGAGGAGAAGGAGCAAGGAGAGGGUGAAAGCCGGAAGCGGAAGAGGGACGAAGAGCUGGAAACUGUGUGGCUGCAGAAAGAAAAGACCAGUAAGAUGGGGCAGCUGCAGUCGAAGGCUUUAAGCAGAGUAGAGGAGAAGGUCUCUGAAAUCGAGAAACAAAUCGAGCAAAAGGAAGUCCUUUUGCUGCAGAGGAACCACUACUCGCUGAUGAUGAACUUCAUCCGCACUGAGGUUCAACCUCCGAUCUUCUUCCUGCCGGCGAAGCAUACGCGCGACACGGAGAAGCAGUCCCUGGGAUGCGGUGGAGGGGGAGAUGACAAGGUAACGCAGGGGUAG
Molecule: messenger RNA, 3285 nt
Organism: Durusdinium trenchii
Lineage: Eukaryota; Dinophyceae; Suessiales; Symbiodiniaceae
Source: the annotation of a GenBank genome assembly